Salpingoeca rosetta is the source of this 588-nucleotide messenger RNA. RefSeq lists its product as uncharacterized. The coding region runs from base 1 to 588 and encodes 195 amino acids. Lineage: Eukaryota; Choanoflagellata; Craspedida; Salpingoecidae. The record is from RefSeq and is a predicted model, not a curated record. The transcript is spliced from 2 exons.
AUGACGACAUACAUCUUCGUUCACGGCUUUCAAGGGUCCCUUGAAUCUACCUUCUGUCGCCUGCCGCAAAGCCUCGCUACCACAGUUGCUGACGCUCGAUGCGAAGCCGUCGAGUACGGAGACCUAACUUCUUCCAACAUCAUGACUGCGGUAGCCGAUCUCGUGAACAAAGUGGACGCGUCGGUUCAAGCUGGCCAGCGCGUUGUCAUCGUUGCCCACUCAUUCGGCGGCAUCGUGACGGGAUUGGCCCUACAGCAACACACAGAGCUCAUGCACCAGGUGGAUCGGAUCAUCCUGUAUGACUCUCCCAUUGGUGGAGUGAAUGCGGUGAAUCUGCUGCAAUCCUCGGUCAGCCUCCACCAACUUCGCGACGCCCUUGCGGACUAUGCCGAGACACAGCACUUGCACAUCGUGAAUGUGCAGCCCCCUGAAAGGAGCCUGCACUGGCUGCGACCUUACCACGUUCCAAACAGUGAGACCGUGUUCUUCCCCUCUGAUCAGCCGGCAACAUUCGUUCACGCCAUUGAUGUCCACACCCAAAUGUUUAUCGAAGAGCAUCUCGAGUGGCAUGUGCAGUUGCUGCGCUGA